UUGGGGGAAUGGCUCUUCUCUGCACCUUCUGAGUUAGCCUUCUGCAUCCAAAGCUGUGGUGCCCAACUGUUGGUCUUCCAACUGUUUGAGACUUCAACUCCCCGGUGGGAAUGGUGACGGGGAUGCCUCGCUGAGAGAGAGCUCUCUCAGGGAGGACCUGUGUUGUAGUGGCAAGGUUGAGCUUUAGUUCCCCACCUUCAGCCGGAUUGAAGGCGAAGGUGAUCGCAAAUCCCCUAGGCACUUUGAAGACCCCAAGAGAUUCCCUCCCUCAAAGGGGGAGUCCAAGAGGGUUCAAAGCUGCCAAAAGGGGAGCGGGCUGCUCCACAGGAUCGAGCUCGUCUGAGCUCGUCCAACCGCCUCCACCCCAUUUUUAAUAAGAAUUGGAAAGAAGAACUCUCCUUUUUUUUUGGAGAUAAGGGGACUGCAAUCCGGAAAGAAGAAAUUCCAUCUUCAAGAUCACACCAUGAAAGACUAAUAACAGCGAGGAGACAAGUAUGGCACCCAAAAACGCUCCAGCGGCCAAGAAAGAAGCAAAGAAGCCGGACAAAGAUGCAAAAGAUGACAAAGCAAAAGAUGCAAAAGAUGACAAAGCAAAAGAUGCAAAAGAUGACAAAGCAAAAGAUGCAAAAGAUGACAAAGCAAAAGAUGGAAAAGAUGUAAAAGAAUCAAAAUUUCGACAGAAAAUUCAACAAAUCAAAGCAUUCCUUCAUAGACCCGUGGCAUACUUGCUGGCUUGCAUAUUUGUCUUUUUCAUCUAUAUCAUCGCAAUUAUAAUGCUUUUUUUGGCCUUUUAUGAAUGGAAUAAAACAGCCAACUUACGUCGUGCAACGGAGAUGGUUAGAGAAUUUAUGAUUGCAAGAAAUGCAUCCUACCUUGAGAUGAGUGAUGUUGAUAUACUGAUAGAAGCGAAUAAGUAUGCAGAAAUACUGGCUAAUUCAUCCAAGAUGCUUGAUGAAUUCGAUAUUGACAUAGAGGACGCCCGUUACCGAUUGAACCAUGACUGGGUAGCCCAUAAACAUAAGAUGUAUGUAUUCAGAGAUAGGCUAGUAACAAUUGACCAAGCGAAAGAAAUGUGUAAAUUUGAGUGGGCUCCAAUGGUAAAGAUUGAAAGUGAUGAGGAAGAGCAAUUCAUUGAAGAUUACAUUCGCGAGAGAGACAGCCAUUACUGGCUUUCCCUCCGGUGGAAGACAGGUAACGAGUAUUACUGGGAUUCAGACGGAACGGACCUGCCACCAGGAACCGGCUAUUGGAUGGAUGGCAGCACUCCAUGGGGAAGCGAUAGUGAGGCAUGUGUUCAUGUGAAAAUGAAAUGCGAUACUCCAUUACGAUGUUGGGAGAAAGGAGACUGUGGUAUAAAAAGAAGAACCUUUUGUAAGGUUAAGGCGAACCCAAGGUGGCUGACUUGACUGCGCAUCUGAAGACAAACGUCCCUGUAUUCCACGAUUGUUGUGAAAGAAACGAGGACACCACUGUAUCGGGACACAGAAGCCACAGCCAGCUGACCAGGAUAUUAAACACAAACAUAAAAAAGA
Messenger RNA from Anolis carolinensis (green anole), 1532 nucleotides. RefSeq lists its product as uncharacterized. NCBI's taxonomy places the organism in Eukaryota, Metazoa, Chordata, Lepidosauria, Squamata, Anolidae. The coding region runs from base 495 to 1406 and encodes 303 amino acids. The record is from RefSeq and is a predicted model, not a curated record. The transcript has 9 exons.